AUGUUGAAGUUCUCUUCCAGACCUUCAAUCCGUCUUCUGAUACAAUCCUGCAAAACCCUUCGCCACCUCCACCAGUUCCACGCUCACAUAAUUUCCAGAGGCCUCGAGCAAGACCAUUGGACCGUCUCCAACUUACUGAAGCUAUCGACGUCACUGUCGGCGUCUCUUUCCUACUCCACCUCUGUUUUCAACAGAGUGAUCGCUCCUUCCACCUUGCUCUACAACGUUCUGUUGAAAGUCUAUUCGCGGAGUUCCCGCUCCAGGGAGGCGUUUCUGCUGUAUACGAGGAUGAAGAAGAGUGAUAGUGCGUCUCCAGAUGAGUACACUCUCUCUUCCCUUGUCACCUCGUGUUCGCGGGAAUGUAAGUUGAGAGAAGGUCGAAUAGUUCAUGGGUCGGCGAUUAGAUACGGGGUUGUGGUUGAUAUGUUCGUGGGUUCAGGUUUGGUUGACUUUUAUGGUAAAUGUACGGAGAUGGUUAGCGCAGCUAAAGUGUUUGAUGAAAUGCCCGAGCGAAACGUUGUUUGUUGGACAGCGCUGGUGGUUGGGUAUGCGAAUGCUGGGGACAUGGGAAAUGCGAGGGAAGUGUUUGGCCUAAUGCCAGUGAGGAAUUCGGUUUCCUGGACUGCUAUGAUCAUUGGGUUGGUGAAAGCCGGGGACACUAUCGGUGCGAGAAAGUGGUUUGAUGAAAUGCCUCGAAAGACUGUUGUUGAUUAUACUGUUUUGAUUGAUGGAUAUGCCAAGGCUGGAGAUAUGGCUUCUGCACUGGCAUUGUUUGAAUCUUCUCCGGAGAAAGAUAUUGUUGCAUGGUCAGCAUUGAUAUCGGGAUUUGCUCAAAACGGUAUGCCAAAGCAGGCUUUGGAAAUGUUUAGAGAAAUGGAGUCUGCGGGUGUUAUACCUGAUGAAUUCAUCAUGGUGAGCUUGAUGUCAGCUUGUGCGCAGAUAGGUAGCUUGGAUUUGGCAAAAUCAGUUGAUCAUUACCUGGCCAAGAGCUCGAUUGAUUCUUGUCAAGCUCAUGUAAUGGCUGCCCUUAUAGGCAUGAAUGCAAGGUGCGGAAACAUGGCUAGAGCAGAAGAAUUGUUCAACAGAAUGCCUCAGCACGACCUGAUUACAUACUGUUCUAUGAUAAAAGGAUAUUCUAUCGAUGGACGUGGUGAUCAAGCUAUUGAACUAUUCAAUAGGAUGCUAGAUGAGGGGUUGGUUCCGGAUGAAGUUGCCUUUACAGUGAUUUUGUCAGCCUGCAGUCGAGCUGGUCUUGUGGAAGAGGGUUGGGAUUUUUUUACUACUCUCACGGAUAAGUACUCCUUAGUCCCAACUCGUGACCACUAUGCAUGUAUGGUUGAUCUUCUGAGCAAGGCAGGGCGGCUAGAAGCUGCUUACGAGCUUCUAGUAUCGUCCCCUUUAGAGCCUUAUGCAUGUGCUUGGGGUGCACUUCUUGGAGCUUGUAAGCUUUAUGUUAAUCUUGAAUUGGGUGAGAAUGUUGCCACUAGACUAUUUGAGCUUGAACCGCAAAAUGCCGCUAAUUAUGUGCUGCUGUCUGACAUCUAUGCCGCAUCAGAUCGUUGGUUGGAUGUUUCUCUUCUUAGAGAAAAGAUGAAAGAGAGAGGGCUUAGAAAGAUACCGGGUUGCAGUUGGGUAUAG
Molecule: messenger RNA, 1638 nt
Organism: Linum tenue
Lineage: Eukaryota; Viridiplantae; Streptophyta; Magnoliopsida; Malpighiales; Linaceae
Source: the annotation of a GenBank genome assembly